Acaulospora morrowiae is the source of this 134-nucleotide messenger RNA. The record is from the annotation of a GenBank genome assembly. NCBI's taxonomy places the organism in Eukaryota, Fungi, Glomeromycota, Glomeromycetes, Diversisporales, Acaulosporaceae.
AUGUACGACAAGGGAGCAGAUGCAUAUGAAAACGGGACUGAUGCAUACGAUAGGGGAACAGAUGCAUACGAAAGAGGAACAGAUGCAUAUGAAGAGAGAGAGGAGGAAAGGUCUGAUAGAGAAGUUGUAGGAAG